Molecule: messenger RNA, 1365 nt
Organism: Melampsora larici-populina 98AG31
Lineage: Eukaryota; Fungi; Basidiomycota; Pucciniomycetes; Pucciniales; Melampsoraceae
Exons: 3
Coding region: 1-1365 (454 amino acids)
Biological process (GO): lipid metabolic process
Source: RefSeq, a predicted model, not a curated record
AUGACAUCCGCUUUCAACCCUAGAAAUAUCACAAUCAGUCUCUCUCAAGAGCGUCUCGUAGCCACACAUAUUAUUUCGGCGGUGGCCAAGGUCAAGGUGUCAUCACCAUUGAUAGCAUUUACUUUACUUUGUUUUCAAUGCGCUUUACUUCAUCCGUCUUUUGCUCAUUCCCGCUUGUCUCGUAUGAUACGGAUCAGUCUGACACCAAUUAACUUCUUUACCAUGCUUAGUUUAAGUUUUCAAUGCAUUUCCAGACCUGCCGAACCCUCUGAUAUGUUGAAAGAUAUGUUUACAAUGUCAUUUAUGUGGUUCAUGGCUAUCAAGUCAUUAGAGUGGGGUUUUGCAAAAGGCUCUUAUUAUACGAGGAGCCUAGUGCAAGUAAAUGGUGUGGAACGAUGGGAAAAAGUCAAGGGAAGUGACGAAGCUUAUAAAAAGUUGCAAGAAGCUGAACCCUGCAACGUGUUUAAAUUGGCGAGCUGGACAUUAUUACAAGUUACUUCCUUCCGAGGCCUUCAGUUCACGUACGGUCCUGCUAUUGCUGCGAACAACCAAAGCACUUUUGAGCUGCUGUGGAGGAUGUUUCGAGUCAACACAUGUCUUUCCAUCGCCCUCAGUUUUCUCGUCCUGACUCGCGACGCCAGCCUUGGUACUCCCAAAUCAGCUCUCCUGUCAUUGGGUGUUCCGAACUUUCCUGGUUUAAACCUCUUGUCAGAGACUCUUUACACCGCUUGCUUCGGUAUAUGGGUCGCAUGCUCAGUAGAUAAUAUGUUUAACUCUCUCACCCUUUUGGCUACAUGUGCUCACAAGAUAGCGAUAUCAUUGAAUUGUCCUCAAGAUAUACUAGAGCUUUGCGAUCCAAAAUAUUUUCCAUCGGCCUUCGAUUCGCCACAUAAAUCUAGUUCAAUCGCUCACUUUUGGGGGAAAGGUUGGCAUACAAUAUUACAAAGGAUGUUUUUAAUCAGCGGUGGAUUGCCCAUUGCCUGGCUAGUGAAGAGAUUGGGAGCAAGUCAUCGAGUUGUGAGAUUAGCUGGAAUGUUUGGUGUGUUUGCUUCUUCGGCAUUCCUCCAUGAGUACGGGGCACUUCGAACUGCUCAGCGCGUGAAUCCUAACCUAGACCUUUCAACUUGGGUUCCCGGAUCGAUUAUUUAUUUCAUGCUCCAACCUUUAGCUAUCUUGGUAGAGCCUUUUGUGAUACCACUUAUCCCCCAAAGAUUGGGAGGUGGACGACUCUGGGUGUGGACUUUUGGUCUUCUUGCCGCUUUCCCUUUUCGCGAUCAAUUUUUGGUCGGCAUGAGAAUUCACCAAGAUGUACCUCCACUCGAAAAGUGGUCAAUGAUCUACAUGCUAAAGCCUGUCAAAAUGUGA